AUGUUUAAGAAGGAUAUAACCUCCGGCGCGAAGUCGAAGGUGAAGUCUUCAGUGCAGCGCACCAUCCGCCAGAAAGUGCUUGACGCAUAUCCUCUCCUCGAACCGUACAUCGAGGAUAUCCUACCCAAGAAAGAGCAACUCGAUCUCGUAAAACUACCAGACCGCGUAUCCCUCUACACCCUCCAAUCGACCCCGCUCUUCUUCCAACACAUGGAUGAUGCCAUCCUACCGCACCUCACGAUCGUGCACCGCUACCCGAAUUGCUUCCCUAGACUACGCAUUGAUCGCGGUGCCAUACGUUUUGUGCUCUCCGGUGCGACCCUCAUGGCGCCUGGUCUGACCUCUCCGGGUGGCCGCUUGCCUGGCGAUCCAAACGAUACGGAAGGAAGAUAUGGCAAGGAAGAAUUGGAAGCGGGCACGCCAGUAGUGAUUGAGGCCGAGGGCAAAGAGACAGCGUGCAUGGUAGGUGUGCUGAAGGUUGGCACGGCAGAGAUGAAGAAGACAAAGAAGGGUCAGGCGUGUGAGGCGGGGCACUAUUUGGGGGAUGGGCUGUGGACGCUGUCGUUAUGA
Didymosphaeria variabile is the source of this 570-nucleotide messenger RNA. RefSeq names its product translation machinery-associated protein 20 (gene TMA20). Lineage: Eukaryota; Fungi; Ascomycota; Dothideomycetes; Pleosporales; Didymosphaeriaceae. The coding region runs from base 1 to 570 and encodes 189 amino acids. The record is from RefSeq and is a predicted model, not a curated record. Gene Ontology annotation, molecular function: RNA binding. Gene Ontology annotation, biological process: formation of translation preinitiation complex. The transcript is spliced from 3 exons.